ACGCAGUCGCCCCGCGGGCUCGGGAGGACGUAAGCGCUGGAAACCCGGCUCGGGGAACCGGGUGUGCGCAGCCAAGCGGACUGGGAGCGCGACCCCAGCCGCCGCUCCCCAACCUUGUCAUCACCUCUCCUGGGGCCCUGCCCUCCCCGACUGCCCGCCCCACCCCGGCCCCGCCCCGGCCCGGGCCACCGGGACCGGGAGCCGGGGCGCCGGUACCGCAGCCGAAGGCAAGGUAAGGAGAGCCCGGGAGUCUCCAUCUCCGGCCCGCGGCGGCGCUGAGCAUCUCGGCCGCGCACCGGCCCCGAGGCGCGUCAAGGCCGGCUGCAUGAUGGCGGAGAAGGCGAUGGAAGCCGCGGGCUGUGGACUAGGGCCGGGGGCCGUGGCCAUGGCCGUGGCGCUGGAGGAUGGGGCGGAGCCCCCUGUGCUGACCACGCACUUGAAGAAGGUGGAGAACCACAUCACAGAAGCCCAGCGUUUCUCCCACCUACCCAAGCGCUCAGCCGUGGACAUUGAGUUCGUGGAGCUGUCCUAUUCCGUGCGGGAGGGGCCCUGCUGGCGCAAACGGGGUUAUAAGACCCUCCUCAAGUGCCUAUCUGGUAAAUUCUGCCGCCGGGAACUAAUUGGCAUCAUGGGCCCCUCAGGGGCUGGCAAGUCCACAUUCAUGAACAUCUUGGCAGGGUACAGGGAGUCUGGAAUGAAAGGGCAGAUCUUGGUCAAUGGGAGGCCGAGAGAGCUGAGGACCUUCCGCAAGAUGUCCUGCUACAUCAUGCAGGACGACAUGCUGCUGCCACACCUCACGGUGCUGGAAGCCAUGAUGGUCUCUGCCAACCUGAAGCUGAGUGAGAAGCAAGAGGUGAAGAAGGAACUGGUGACGGAGAUCCUGACAGCACUGGGCCUGAUGUCCUGCUCUCACACGAGGACAGCUCUGCUCUCUGGUGGGCAGAGAAAGCGCCUGGCCAUCGCCCUGGAGCUGGUCAACAACCCACCUGUCAUGUUUUUUGAUGAGCCCACCAGCGGUCUGGACAGUGCUUCUUGUUUCCAAGUGGUGUCCCUUAUGAAGUCCCUAGCCCAGGGAGGCCGCACCAUCAUCUGCACCAUCCACCAACCCAGUGCCAAGCUCUUUGAGAUGUUUGACAAGCUUUACAUCCUGAGCCAGGGUCAGUGCAUCUUCAAGGGCGUGGUUACCAACCUGAUCCCCUAUCUGAAGGGGCUUGGCUUGCACUGCCCCACCUAUCACAACCCAGCUGACUUCAUCAUUGAGGUGGCAUCUGGCGAGUAUGGAGACCUAAACCCUAUGCUGUUCAGGGCUGUGCAGAAUGGGCUUUGUGCCAUGGCCGAGAAGAAGAGCAGCUCUGAGAAGAACGAGGUCCCUGCCCACUGCCCCACUUGCCCAUCGGAUGUGGAUCCCAUUGAGAGCCACACCUUUGCCACCAGCACCCUCACCCAGUUCUGCAUCCUCUUCAGAAGGAGCUUCUUGUCCAUCCUCAGGGACACGGUCCUGACUCACUUGCGGUUCAUAUCCCAUGUGGUGAUCGGCGUGCUCAUUGGUCUGCUCUACCUGCACAUUGGUGACGAUGCCAGCAAGGUCUUCAACAACACUGGCUGCCUCUUCUUCUCCAUGCUGUUCCUUAUGUUUGCUGCGCUCAUGCCAACAGUGCUCACCUUCCCCCUAGAGAUGGCAGUCUUCAUGAGGGAGCACCUCAACUACUGGUACAGCCUCAAAGCGUAUUACCUGGCCAAGACCAUGGCUGAUGUGCCCUUUCAGGUGAUGUGCCCGUUGGUAUACUGCAGCAUUGUGUACUGGAUGACAGGCCAGCCAGCGGAGACUAGCCGCUUCCUGCUCUUCUCAGCCUUGGCCACAGCCACCGCCUUAGUGGCCCAAUCUUUGGGACUGUUGAUUGGAGCUGCCUCCAACUCCUUACAGGUUGCCACCUUUGUGGGUCCAGUUACUGCCAUCCCUGUCCUCUUAUUCUCUGGCUUCUUUGUCACUUUCAAGACCAUCCCCACUUACCUGCAGUGGAGCUCCUACCUCUCCUAUGUCAGGUAUGGCUUUGAGGGUACAAUCCUGACCAUCUAUGGCAUGGAGCGAGGAGACCUGACAUGCUUGGAGGAGCGCUGCCCAUUCCGGGAGCCGCAGAGCAUCCUGCGAGCCCUUGACGUUGAGGAUGCCAAGCUCUACGUGGACUUCCUGGUCUUGGGCAUCUUCUUCCUGGCCCUGCGGUUGCUGGCUUACCUUGUGCUCCGGUACCGGGUCAAGUCUGAGAGAUAGAGCCUUGCCCUUGGCCUGUGCCCGGCCCCCACAGCAGGAAGCCCCAAGCCCCAGCCCUUUGGGACUGUUUUAACCUUGUAGACCUGGUUGCUGGUGCAGCCACCCUUCUCUCCCUUGGCUGCUCCAUCGACUGGCUGUGGGACUGCACUCCCAGCCUUGGCCUGGGGUUGGGGCUCCCGUCCUCCCCACCAUGCCCAGGAGUCUUCCCAAGUUGAUGCUGUUUGUAGCUUCCUCCCUACUCUCUCCAACACCUGCAUGCAAAGACCACUGGGAGGCUGCCAGCUCCUUCCCACCCUCGGCAUCCUCCUCUGUUGUCUGCCUGGGAGCCCCCAGUUCUCUGGGCCCCCAGUGAUCAAAGUGGCCCCCUCUGGGGGUCCCCACCACACCAGUGUUUGUAAACCAGGCUGCUGAAGGUUAGAGUUCCAGGGCUGGGCCCUGGGGGGCCCCCUGGGAGCCCCAUCACGGACAUUGGAAUGAAGCAGGGAGGGACUCUGGAAGUCUCUUCCAUCUUCUCUCGUCCUUCCUCCCUCCCUAAAGACCCUGGCUGAUUUGGACAAUCUGCUAGGACAGAAGCUGGGUUUUCUGUCUGGGUCACCACUCCCAGUCCUGGGGAUUGGAGAGGCUUUGGGAUGUCCUGUACCCCCUCCCUAUACCUUUGAUCAGGGUAGGGCCAGGUGGCACCUCUGCAAUAAUGUCUGUUUCUCUCCCCCCUGCCACUGGAACUGGAGAAUGCACUUUAUUCUGGGGGGGUGAGCAGGGGUAAGACCCAACCCUCCUUUCUUGCUGCUCCUGACGUGGUUCCACGUGCUCUUUCCGCUCUCCAGAAUUCCAGGCACAUACAUGCAAGCAGGCAAUCUCAGCUCUACACAUGCGCCAUCCACUUGGCACAGGGUUCAGAGGAAGAGUGAUGGUGGCACGGAGAUGGUUGUGGAGGGUGCUUUGGAAAGGCACUGCCAACCUCCUCCCAGGAAUAUCACUUUGGAGACUCUAGGGAGGAGGGUGGUGUUGCCCAGGGUGACUCCAGGAUCUGCAGGUGUCUACCCCUAGUCUUCCUUCCCUCCCAAGCCAGGGGUGGCACUGGAGAUUAGGACCCAACAAGCACAAACACAGGCAGAAGCUUGGCCUUGGCCACCUCCGCCCCAUGGCUCUCCUUUUGUGUUCUAAGCUGAUAUUCUCACUCUCGUGCCCCUUUCCCUAGCUGCUUGCUGCUCAUUCAAACUUCUGUCCACAUCUGUCCACCCCCUUCCCAUCAGCGUCAGACAACAUGUCCUGGGCACCAAGGUGGCAGACACACCUAGAGCAUGUCUGGCUUUCCUGAUGGGCUCAGACUUACUCAAACUCAUUCUUCUUUCAUUUCCCCUUCCCCAGGGCCUGUGCCCAGCACCUUCUUUCUGUACUCAUACCUCUCUACCUUCCCUCACCCUGCCACACAGGUUCUCAUGACACAGAGAUGCCAGUUGAAUUUGUGGGAUUUCACCUGUUAUUAAUAAAACCUAUAUUUAUACAGUAUGCCAUG
This is a messenger RNA of Castor canadensis (American beaver), 3785 nucleotides long. It is a transcript of the gene Abcg4, whose product is annotated as ATP binding cassette subfamily G member 4. Gene Ontology annotation, biological process: transmembrane transport; cholesterol homeostasis; cholesterol efflux. Lineage: Eukaryota; Metazoa; Chordata; Mammalia; Rodentia; Castoridae. Gene Ontology annotation, cellular component: plasma membrane. Gene Ontology annotation, molecular function: ABC-type sterol transporter activity; ATP binding; ATP hydrolysis activity. The record is from RefSeq and is a predicted model, not a curated record.